GUUAUAGUGACCGAUGCUGCAGACAGAAUAUUUUCACUGGUGAUUUAAGAUGGAAGAUAUAAGGAUCAUUGUGGUUAUGACCUUCUGUUGUUUGAUAACUUUAGGAACGCAAGAAAACUUGUCAAAAGCAACAAAACCUUUAAAUGCAAAUCAGUCCUCUUCAGUUACUGCAUCUCCUUCAAAACCGUCGACAAUAACAAAACAUAACCUUCAAGAUAAAAGUGAUACAUAUUUAUCGACUUUAUCGACAUCAACUAUACCUUCAACUCCCACUAUGGAAACAACCAAAUUGACAUCUGCACCAUCUGCAUCGAUACAACCAUAUACUAGCGGAGCAGGCCAAACAUCGUCAAAAAAGCAUACAACGAUACAAACUAUUACAACUAGAUUGUCAAAGACAACGAUAGGAUAUAAUCAGCCUUCGACAACAAAUGAUACAGAAAGAACCUCUUUAGAAACUAGACCAUCUACGUUAUCAGUUUCAUCUUCUAGUACAUCACAAAUACAACUUACCAGUCAAUCAACAGUUAUUUCUACAAAUGCACCUGGUGUUUCAACAGUAGGAAUAGAAACAACUGAAGAGCCAACUCAAACAAAUAUGUUAGUUGACACAACCCUUGACACGACACACACUGGUACAGGCAAAUCAACUCAAGCGUCAGGUAAAACAUCAGUAUCAUUUAAUACAACACAGUCUACAGAUACAACCACAGUGUCAACAACAAGUAAAUUGCAAUCAACAAGUACGAAUACAGAGCCGCCACAACCACCAAUAACAACAAUGAAAAUUGAAUCUUCUAAUGGAAAUAAAAUUUCCCCGCCAUUAUCAUCUACUGCACGCAUUGAAAAAGUUCUGAAUAAUUCUUCAAGUGGUAUAACAACGGAAGAGCCAUCCCAAAGCAUGACAUCUGAAAGAAACACUAUUUCCUCUACAAGUGGAAUUUCAACACAGUUGCCGCUACCAACAACAUCCGUUGAUUCAAAUGUUUUAAACCAUACAAGUGAAAUAAAAUCACUCUCUUCUUUACAAACAACAUCAGUAGAAACAAAUUAUCAUAGUUCUACAAGUGAAAUCACAACACCAACCGUGAAGAUAGAAACUCAUAGCAUAACCAGUGGAACUACUGCACAGUCACAGACGCACACCACACCAGUGGAAACAAAUUAUCAUAGUUCUACAAGUGAAAUCACAACAUCAACCGUGAAGAUAGAAACUCCUAGCAUAACCAGUGGAACUACUGCACAGCCAAAGACGCACACCACAGCAGUGGAAACAAAUAAUCAGAACUCUACAAGUGGAAAUACGACUGAAAUUAGUUAUACAAAUGAAAUAAAAACAACUCGAUCAACAACAUCCAUUACACCCAGUAAAUCUAUUUCGCAAAGUUCAUCUCCUAAGGAAUCGUUAUCAUCAACAAAUGUGAAAGCUACAAAUCAUCCAAUUGCAACCAACGCAACGACAGUAACUACAAUUUCGACAGUGCAACCAAUACAGACAACACAUUCUUCCUCUACUAGUCAUAUCACAACAGAUGAAAAGACAACACUAAUAACAUCGUCAUCCCCUAGUCAAAUCACGACAGAUGAAAAGACAACACUUAUAACAUCGUCAUCUCCUAGUCAUAUAACAACAGAUGAAAAGACAACAGCAACAAAAUCUCCAUCUAUUAAUCAUAUCGCGACAGAUGAAAAGACAACAACAAUAACACCGUCAUCUACUAGUCAGAUCACGACAGAUGAAAAGACAACAACAACAUCGUCAUCUCCUAGUCAUAUAACAACAGAUGAAAAGACAACAGCAACAAAGUCUCCAUCUAUUAAUCAUAUCGCGACAGAUGAAAAUACAACAGCAACAACACCGUCAUCGUUUAGUAAUACCACGACAGAUGAAAAUACAACAGCAACAACACCGUCGUCUCCUAGUCAUAUCAUAACAGAUGAAAAUCCAACAACAAUAUCAUUGUCAUCUCUUAGUUAUAUCACAACAGAUGAAAAGACAACCACAAUAGCAACACAAUCUCCAUCUUUUAGUCAUAUCACAACAGAUAAAAAGACAACAACAAUAACACCGUCAUCUUUUAGUCAUAUCACAACAGAUGAAAAGACAACAGCAACAAAUUCUCCAUCUAUUAGUCAUAUCGUGAUCAAUGAAAAUACACCAACAACAAUACCGCCAUCUCCUAAUAAUAUGUUGAAUGAAAAGACUACAACAACAACACCGUCAUUUCCUAGUUAUAACAUGACCAGUGAAGGGACAACAACAGCACAACCUUUAUCUACUAGUAGUAUCACGAACAGUAUGAAGACAUCAAUAACACAACCUUCAUCUUCUAGUAUCACCAACAGUACACAGACACCAACAACACAACCUUCAUCUUCUAGUAGUAUCACGAACAGAGCAAAGACAGCAUCAACACAAUCUACUAGUCAAUCCCCAGCCAAUGUUAGGAUAACUAUUACAAAACCAAAUGCGACACCAUAUUCAUCGACAGCAACACCUAUUGCAAAAAAAGUAACAGUCGGACCAUGUAAGAAGACAUUUUCUGUAGUACAAGGAAGUUGUAGAAAACCAUGUGCUGGGGACAAUAUAUCUUGUGGAAGUAGCGGGAAAUGUUACAUAGAUGAUAAUAAACUAUCCAUAUGUGUAUGUAAUACAGAUGACGGAUUGUUUCAAUAUACUGGAGAUAAAUGUGGCGCAAAGGAGAUGAAAUCAAAAUACGUCAUCACAAUAGCUGCUGGGGGUGCGGGAGGAAUAAUUCUGAUUGUUUUAUUCAUAGUUUGUGGAUGUUUUUGUUGGCGACGCUCACGUGAUAGAAGUUACGCUAGUGAAUGGGAAUCUCUUAACGACUACCGUGUCUCAGGCAGGAACGUACAAUACAUUGAUGGUUACAAAACCGAUGGCACUUUUGGAAAAGGGAAAGAUAACCCAGCAUAUGACAAAUAUUACAGAGAGGACGAUUUCACAGAAAAUGAUAAAAAGGAUAUAGAAAUUUCUCCUGACAACAUUGUUAAUCCAUCUGAACUGUCAAUGAAGGGUCCAAACGAUCAUGACAAUCCAAGCUUUCUUUAUAGCGACGUAUGGAAACCAAGAAGUUUGCGUUUACAGCCCGAUACCAGUUGAAAGGAAUCCUGCCUGACGACAGAAACGACAAAUAAUACUCACAACUGAACAAUCGUCCAUUACCAGGACGAUAGAUUGUCCAAUCAUAAAAUUGUUCAUUGCAUACAUUUUUGACUGUAAAUAGAAAUAAAACAACAUCAGCUACGCGUGGGAAAGAGGACAUUUAUUAACUAGCAUACAGGGAGCGUUUUGCAUAAAUGUAUAAUAAUCUCCUAUGUUUGUGUUUGUUUCAAUCUUUAGUGUCAAAUUUGUUUCCUUGCCUCCAUA
Mytilus trossulus (common blue mussel) is the source of this 3388-nucleotide messenger RNA. Its product is annotated as mucin-2-like. The coding region runs from base 50 to 3121 and encodes 1023 amino acids. The transcript is spliced from 9 exons. The record is from RefSeq and is a predicted model, not a curated record. NCBI's taxonomy places the organism in Eukaryota, Metazoa, Mollusca, Bivalvia, Mytilida, Mytilidae.